AUGUCACAAGAAUUUAGAGUUAGAAAUGUAUUGUUGGAAGCUUUACAUUGUAUUUCAGAGCAAACGGUUAGUGUCAACACAAAAAGUUAUGCGUAUAUUAUGAAUGACGAUGAGUUAGCUGACUUAAUGCACAAGAACCUAAAGGAUCCAAUAAAAGGUACCUUGUUGUUGAUGAUGACAUUUGGAGUACGGAUGUUUGGGAUAGGAAUAAUUCCUAAUAGUAAUAAUGGAAGUCGAAUCUUAUUGACUACUAGGGAAAGUGAGGUAGUGAUGUAUGCAUAUACUAGUAUCCAUGGUGAGAUAAACCUUGUGAAUUUAGGAAACAGUUGGAAGUUGCUUUGUGAUAAAGUGUUUGGACCAGAACAUGGUCAUCCUCCUGAGUUGGAAGAAAUAGGAAAGUAA
This is a messenger RNA of Solanum pennellii, 402 nucleotides long. Its product is annotated as putative late blight resistance protein homolog R1B-8. The record is from RefSeq and is a predicted model, not a curated record. Lineage: Eukaryota; Viridiplantae; Streptophyta; Magnoliopsida; Solanales; Solanaceae. The transcript has a single exon. Gene Ontology annotation, molecular function: ADP binding. Bases 1 to 402 code for a protein of 133 amino acids.